Coregonus clupeaformis (lake whitefish) is the source of this 2932-nucleotide messenger RNA. RefSeq names its product small integral membrane protein 22 (gene smim22). Lineage: Eukaryota; Metazoa; Chordata; Actinopteri; Salmoniformes; Salmonidae. Bases 406 to 651 code for a protein of 81 amino acids. Gene Ontology annotation, biological process: regulation of cell population proliferation. The transcript has 4 exons. The record is from RefSeq and is a predicted model, not a curated record.
UAGUGUAUCUAUGCAAUGAAAACAACUGUACCUAUGACAAAUCCCAGUUUUUUAUAUACAUGCGUCACACAUAUUCAAUGUUCUGACUUGAUUUCCUCCAGUCACAUAAUAAAAGUUUCCUUUGAAAAGACAUGGCCAAGAGCAAUGGUGGAAAUGAUUGGCGAUAUCGCUCACAUUCGGUAAGUUCAUGAUCACAAUACACCUUAAGAUCUACUUGGAGGAAAUUAAGCAGAAUUUAAACGACCUUCCUUUGCCCCAUGCCAAUCAGUGUACAUUGACUCACACUGCGACAGGUGCGUCAGUCGGGCAGGUACCCGGAAGAAGAGAAAAAACACCAGGAGCUUGUUCGAGUUACAGUGUGUUAACCCUUACUGAGAAGAGACUACCUCUAACUCCGCUAUAGCCAUGGACCAGAGGAACCUACAAGGAGAGUUUAAGGAUCAGUUUGCAGACGUGGUGUCCAGACUGCAGUCUAAACAGCUGUUCCAGUCUGACUGGGACAUCGCCUCCUUUGCCAUCUUCUUCAUCUUCAUCGGCAUGGUUCUGCUGCUUGUUCUCCUGGUUCUGAUCCGCUGCUGCUGCUGCUGCUGCUGUGAUGAACAGCCUAAAAGACACAAAGUGGGCCAUGAAAACUUUGGAAUGGAUUCCUGAAAGAAACUUGGAACAGAAUCAAAAGAUUCCACAAUGACGACUUUUAGAAAAUCGAUUAGUCCUUUUAUAAUUAAUUGUAUUCAUAUUUUUAGAUAGAUGCACUUUAUAUUUGCACUUUUAUCUGUGUGCCAAACCAAGAGUUGUAUAACUUGUUUUCAUCCCAGUCCUAUCUAUUUACUUUGACUGGUGGAAAAUGUUGCACUCCCUGUGGUAACCUGUUUUAGCUGUUGUCUAAUGGUGGAAAGUCAUCGGAGGUUAUAUGAAUCAGUUUGUUUACUUGUUCCCUGCACGGCUAGUGGAUGUUGCUAAGACGCCAGAAAAGAGAGCAAGGUGAAAAGUCACUGGGUGUCACAACCAGAAGAGAAAAGGGCUUUCACUAAGGGUUCAUGAAUCAUGAAAAACUAGGCACCACUCUUUAUGUAGUGUAAUCAACGCAAGUUCACAAAGCCAAAUGUUUUGUACUUCAUUUAACAUGUACUUUAAACGUAUGUAAUGAGGAAUGAUAGAUAUAGUAGUAUUGAUUCACAAUUGCAUGAUUUUAAUAUAGUUAUUAACAAUAUAAUUCAAUGUUGAAACAUGUUACAAUGUACUUAUUAAAAUUGUUCAAUACAAUUUAAAUAUUUUGUAUUGAAUCUGUCCUGAUUGACUGACUGAACACUCUUGUAUAACAUCUCUUUAUUGCACAGAUAAGAUUAUAUGGUCCACAACAUAUACAUAUCUCAAAAUACGUUUUUAUUAACACUUGCAGUGAUAAUUAAUUUUGUUCAGCAUUGGAAUGGAUAUUCACUUCACAGGGAAUCAGAGGCAAAGUAAUAUAAGUGCAAAAAUAAACAAUUGAAUAAAUAAACACAUUAGCAAACAACACAUACAUUGAAAUGAAUUGAUAAUACGAUUAAUAACAGAAUAAUAGCUUAGCGUUGAGGAGGCAUGACCGUUUACCGUUCAGGAGGCAUGACCGUUUACCGUUCAGGAGGCAUGACCGUUCAGGAGGCAUGACCGUUUACCGUUCAAAGCUGGGAAUGUACGGUUUCCUUUAUAUUCCUUGGAAUGACGCUUUAUGUCAAGUAUAGAGUCAGAAACCUACAAGUUAAUGUCACUAUGAAGAGUUGCGUUAACACCGUUUCAUGUCACAAAACGUAUCCUUCUGAGUUGUGUAGUCUACACAGUAGGACAAUCUGCUUGACACAUUUGUUUCCAAGACCCUUUUUCACACCACUGAGCAGAGCAAACCGAGCUGUACUGAGCUGGCCUGGUUAGGCAUUAACCAUAGAUGCUGGAACCGUGUAGGAGAAGACAAUACGUUUGUAUCGGUCCCUACCCAAAUAAACUAUACAUUUUAAUAUAAAAUAUUCGAGCCAGUACAGUACGUUUUUGGUCGGUAUUAUAGUGUGAAAAGGGUAUAACUAUGUGGAGAGGAGAAACGUUAGUGUUCAGUAACGAGUGUUUGACUAAAAAAAAAUAACAAGACAAGUUGCUCUAUUGAUUCAUAACGAGGUCCAAGUUAGUUCUAUACAACAAGGAGGUCCAACCAAGUUAGUACUAUACAACAAGGAGGUCCAACCAAGUUAGUACUAUACAACAAGGAGGUCCAACCAAGUUAGUACUAUACAACAAGGAGGUCCAACCAAGUUAGUACUAUACAACAAGGAGGUCCAACCAAGUUAGUACUAUACAACAGGGAGGUCCAACCAAGUUAGUACUAUACAACAAGGAGGUCCAAGUUAGUACGAUACAACAAGGAGGUCCAAGUUAGUACUAUACAACAAGGAGGUCCAACCAAGUUAGUACUAUACAACAAGGAGGUCCAACCAAGUUAGUACUAUACAACAAGGAGGUCCAAGUUAGUACUAUACAACAAGGAGGUCCAACCAAGUUAGUACUAUACAACAAGGAGGUCCAACCAAGUUAGUACUAUACAACAGGGAGGUCCAACCAAGUUAGUACUAUACAACAAGGAGGUCCAACCAAGUUAGUACGAUACAACAAGGAGGUCCAAGUUAGUACUAUACAACAAGGAGGUCCAACCAAGUUAGUACUAUACAACAAGGAGGUCCAACCAAGUUAGUACUAUACAACAGGGAGGUCCAACCAAGUUAGUACUAUACAACAAGGAGGUCCAACCAAGUUAGUACGAUACAACAAGGAGGUCCAAGUUAGUACUAUACAACAAGGAGGUCCAACCAAGUUAGUACUAUACAACAAGGAGGUCCAACCAAGUUAGUACUAUACAACAAGGAGGUCCAAGUUAGUACUAUACAACAAGGAGGUCCAACCAAGUUAG